AUGGCAAACGUCGAUGAAAAGGUUGAUGAUGCCAUCCUAGAGCACAAUAGCUCCAAUGGUGGUAAUGACGUUGUGCUCGCGAGGCAAGCAGCUCAGGUUGAGCAUAGCCUGGGUUUCAUACAAGCUCUUCGCAACUAUCCAAAGGCUGUCAUGUGGUCGGUUCUGUUGUCGACUUCGAUCAUUAUGGAAGGCUACGAUAUAGUCCUCAUCUCUUCUUUUUUUGCACAACCAUCCUUCCAGAAACGAUACGGCGAGUUUGACCCUAGGUCUAAUACAUAUCAGAUCUCCGCGUCGUGGCAGAACGGCCUCAGUAAUGCUGUUAGCAUUGGUACCAUUGUUGGUGCUUUUGCUAACGGAUACUUUACGCACAAAUUCGGUUAUCGAAAAGUCCUCUUGGCGUCUCUCCUGCUCGUUGUCGGUUUUGUGUUCAUCCCCUUCUUCGCUCCCAAUCUUGGUGUUUUGUUGGUUGGAGAGCUACUUUGUGGUAUCCCUUGGGGAGUUUUUGCAACCAUGGCCCCUGCAUACGCUUCAGAAGUCUGCCCAAUGGCUCUCCGUGGAUACUUGACCGUCUACGUUAACCUCUGCUGGGCUGUUGGUCAGCUAAUUUCCGCUGGGAUCCAGGCUGGGUUCGAGAAGAAUGCGACAGAAUGGUCUUAUAGAAUCCCCUUUGCGAUUCAAUGGACCUGGCCCAUCCCCUUGUUCUUCAUUCUCUGGUUUGCCCCGGAAUCACCGUGGUUCUAUGUCCGUCAAGGUUUAUUCAGCGAUGCAGAGAGGAGUAUCAUUCGCCUCGGUGCUGAUAGAGGUAUGGCUAAGCAGGUCUUGGCUAUGAUGGUCCAUACCAAUGAGUUGGAACAGUCAAUUGACAAGGGAACUUCGUAUUUGGAUUGCUUCUGCGGCAUCGAUCGUUAUCGAACUGAGAUUGCUUGCAUGGCCUUUGCUGCUCAGCCAUUUUGUGGAUCAGCCAUGGGGGGGACUCCGACCUAUUUCUUUGUCCAAGCUGGGUUGCCGACAUCAAUUUCGUUCCAGAUGUCGGUCGGCGGGCUGGGGCUCGCAUCUGUGGGAACCAUCAUCUCUUGGUUUCUAAUGCAUCAUCUGGGAAGACGUACCAUGUACCUCUGGGGCUUGGGUAUACUGACCGCGAUUUUGCUAAUUGUCGGAUUCAUCAGUGCUGGGGCUGCUGACUCGGUCGGGGGCAACUACGCCCAAGCGAGUAUGGUCCUGCUAUGGCAGUUCGUUUAUUACCUGACCGUCGGCCCCAUAUGUUACGCUAUUAUCGGCGAAGUAUCCUCAACUCGUCUCCGAAAUAAAAGCGUCUGCCUUAGCCGAAUCACUUAUUAUAUCGCUCAGAUUAUCUGCAAUGUGGUCAAUCCUUAUAUGCUGAAUCCGACUGCCGGAAACUGGCGCGGGAAAACCGGGUUUUUCUGGGCCUUCUGGGCCUUCAUCUUUUUCGUGUGGACCUGGUUCAGGCUCCCUGAAACAAAAGACAAAACGUUCGAAGAACUAGAUAUUCUCUUCGCGCGAGGCAUCAAGGCCAGGGAAUUUGCGAGUUACAAAGUCGACGCUUAUAUAGAAGGAGAAGAAAAGGUGGCAAAGAAUGCAUAG
This is a messenger RNA of Trichoderma virens Gv29-8, 1602 nucleotides long. RefSeq lists its product as uncharacterized. The transcript is spliced from 2 exons. The record is from RefSeq and is a predicted model, not a curated record. Gene Ontology annotation, cellular component: membrane. Gene Ontology annotation, molecular function: carbohydrate:proton symporter activity. Gene Ontology annotation, biological process: carbohydrate transport; transmembrane transport. Bases 1 to 1602 code for a protein of 533 amino acids. Lineage: Eukaryota; Fungi; Ascomycota; Sordariomycetes; Hypocreales; Hypocreaceae.